GCUGCCCCCGCUGCGGAGGGCCCGGGCGGGCGGGCGGAGCCUUUCCGCACCCGGGCCGGGAGCGGGGAGGCCGCGGCGGCGAGCGGGGCCCGGAGCGAGCGGGGCCCGGCAGCUCGUCCGCUGCUCGUCUCGCAGAAGCAAUUAGCAUCAAUUAGCAAGAGUCCUGCGAGUGCCUGAACAAGGACAAUGCGAUGCGCAGGCUCCGGAACACAUCCUCCGCCCCGAGCACCUUAAGGACGCAGAGGGUCCUCCUUCUUGCCCUUCUUGAAAACUGGGACAACAUUCGCCAGCUUCCAGUCAGCUGGGACUUCUCAAGAUUGCCAAGAUUCCUCAAAAACCAUCAAGAGAGACUUUGCGAUUACAUCAGCAGCUCUUUAAAGACUAUUGGAUGAAUCCCAUCAGGAUUUGUCAUAAGUUGAUAGGAAAUACCCAGUGAAACAUUAGCAGCCUGAAAGCUUUACCUUGGAUGCAAAAACCUGUUUUCUUCACUGAGAUUCCUGCAUUACUCAUUUUGGUUUUGCCUGAAGAAACAGAAAACAAGAAAAGAUGGACUGGAAUGUAAGGCCAGUCCAGAAUAUUGAUGCAAAUACAAACCUGCAAAGUGAAGGAGUAUGUUUCACUCAGUUACCUCCUAAUGGACAUGCCUUUCCUCAGGCAAAUGCCAACCCCUCUAAAAAUGCAUGCACUCAUGCUGAAAAUAACCAAAUCGUGUAUAUGCCAACUAUCAAUGUUGCCUUCCCUGCUGUAAACGCUGAAGGAUUCAAAACUUCAGAUCAAAUCUCACCAGGAGCAUCUGUAACCGGCAAUAAUUUUUUUAUGUCAAAAUACUCAGUUAAAAGACAUCAACAGAUGUACAUAACACCUCUAAAACCUCCCAUUCAGAAUUCACCUUUGCGGCCAGAGAUGACUCCAGCUUCUUGGCCAGUCUCUAAUCCCUACAGUUAUCCCUGCAGAAAUGUACCCCCUCUGUCCUCUCAAAUGAACACAGGAAAUAAUGUAAGGAACGUGCUUGGGGAGCCUCAGUACACCAAUACCAAUGCUUACACCGUGCAGACAGAAAUGCUGCAGCAUAAUUCUCUGAGACUUGGAACACUGCAUCAAGGUGGCAUUCAUCCCCAGAAUAACUCUUUUCCUCUUGGUACUUCUGGGCAACAUGUGCAACCCCAAAUAUUUAAUUCCAAUAAUCAGUGUAAAGUUUUGUAUUCAGUGAAUCAAAAUACUGGGACAAACGUACAGAUGCCACAGUUUCAGCAGGGUCAGACAGCACCUGCUUUAGGAGCAGAAGUUCCUAGAGGAUGUUCUGCACCAUCUUUGUUGCCUGCCAGCUGUGUUUCAAGACCUGCUCCACAAUCUUCAAUGGGUGUACCACAGGAAAUGCAAAAUGUACCUAAUGGAUACAGCAUUAACCAGCAGAGGUGCUCACUGGAUCCAAAAAAUGCUCCUGGGUUUAACAGUAUUCAACAACACUGUCAGAAGCAGCAAUCUGUAGAAGUCAGUCAAUCUGUCAGGAAUGUCUGUAAUCCAAGUGGAAGUGUGACAGCAAAUCGGUCUUUCAGUGAAAGUUCUGUGUCAUCCCCUGGCAUUCCCAAAGAGCUGCUUGAUGUUGUAAAAGAAAUAGAAGCUCUUUCUUCAAAGCCACUGAGUGAUCCUGCUUCAGUUCCAGAGAGCCAGACUAGUAGUUUGAUGAAUGGGCCUGUUAAUGCUCAGAUUUCUUCAGCGGCACCAACACAUGGAGUAGGAAUUACAAAGGAGAGACUAGCUUGGGAGGCUGAAAAGCUGAAAUGUCUUAAAAAAAGAGUUGUCCUGCUUGAAACGGUUCAUAAUUAUAAAAAAAAAAUCUAUAAUGAAAAAAAUGCUCUUCCUCUUCCUCCUCCUCCUAGUUAUCCGUGUUCUCCUUCUAAUUGUCUUCCAUGUGUGUCCAAACAAAAUGUACAACCUUCCCCACCUGAAGCAGUGAGGACAGAGAGGCCCACACUCCUGGUUUCACAUGAAGAAAGAAAUGACAAAAACCUUGCCAGUGCUGAUAACAGAAGAUUGGAGGUGACUCAGAGUAAUCCUCAGGUGAAGCAGGGAAGUCUUUCAUCAAGCUUCACUCCUGUUCCCUCUCAGAGCAAAGUCCCAGCUCAAUUUAAUAAUCCUGAGAGCACUGUGGAGCAAAGGGAUGUGCACGCCUUGGCCUCUUCCCAAGGAACUGUGACUUCCUCAAGCAAUGCUUCGUGUUUUACUCAAGCAGGAAGCUCUGUCAAGACUGCAUCAAAGACUCUGCAAAUUGGCCCCGAGAACUCAUCUUUUCUUCAGUUCGUAUUGAGCAGCACAAAUGUGCUGAAAGAGAAGACAGCUGGUGCUACUGCUGAUAAAAUACUGACUGAUCUCCUGUGCAGUGAAAAACCGCUGCUCAAUACAUCUGUCUCAGGUGGAAGCUUGCUAAAAGACACUAGUGAGAAGAACGUAGAAAGUUUGAAAGGUGAGCAGGCAUCUGUGGCUCACACAAAGUCUCCUGCAUCAGAAACAACUGCAUCUGGUGAUGCUCAAUUGCAGACUGAGGUAGCUCAGAAAAAAACGCCGUUUGCUGAAAAUGCAUCCUGUAGCCAGAGCAACUCUAGUUACUCUAUGGAAGAGCUGGUUGCAUGCCUGCGCUUGUGGGGAAAAUAUCCACCAGAAUCUGUAAGUGUGGAAAAUAAACACUCAAAUGAAAGCCCCACAGCAAAUCAGGUUUCGCCCUCCAAUCAAAACACAAAGAAGGGAGAAAAAAAAGAUGCUCUGGCUAGCAUGGAUGAGGCUGUUUUGCCUGUAACUACCUCUGUGGGACAAAAACUUGAUGCACUGACCUCUAAUUUGAUAAAAAAUUUUGAACCUCAAGUUGCAGUUGUCUCUCCUUUAGUACUUUGUGAACAAAAAACACUAAGUGAGCAGGCAGGCAAUAUCUCAACACCUGAAGGUAAAACCUAUGCAGUGAGCAAUUCAGGGAGCACAUGUAGCUUGCAAGAAGAGGAGGAAAAUGGUUUAAGUGUGGCAAAUACUGUUAAAGGAACAAUAGAAAAUACUUGGUCAUCACCCAGUGAUUGUGUUCUGGAGGAAAAAGUGGACUCAGAUUUGCAACAAAUCAAAGUAGGUGAUGAAAACCAAAGGAAAGUUAGUCAAUCUGCACAAGAUGCAAGAAAAAAUCUGCAGCUUGGAUCACAAAACAAGGCUUCUCUUCCUGAAUCAGGCAUAAAUUUUUGUAGUCAAAUCUCUCAAGAAGGUACAAGACACCAUGAAGACAUGCAAGCUGUGUUAGAGGCAGGAGAUACAUCCACAGCUGUGCUGGAAAAUGACAUGUUUUGUAUUUCUAGUGUAUGCUCUCUUGUUGAAGGUGAUAAAUUUUAUAACCCACAAAUAGCAGGCAUGUUCAAGUCAAUUUAUGAGACACAGGCACAGGCAUCAGAAGGAAAUGAGUCUGGUGCAAGUCAAAAGGAGCAACAUCUGGACUUGAAUAAAACUGAGCUGAGCAAUAACACUGCCCAAAGAGAGAGCUUGCUGCUAAAGAUGUUGGAAGAAACAUCAAGUCAUUUGGAGAAGGAAAGCAGUGGCAAGCCUCUUAAAGCAGUUUCUACCUCUGAGCAAAACACAUCAUUCAAGGCAUCUUUCAAGCAUCCUGAAAAUUCCUUAGAAAGACUUGCUAAUAUAAAUCAGAAGUUAGCUCAAAAUUCAGUGGAUUCCUCUGCCAGCAUAACUGCUAAAACAAAUGCACCUGCUGUUCCAGGAGACCGCAGUAAACAAAAUUCCAUGCCCAGUAAAAAUAGCACAGAAAAGGAGGUGAACUUUUUUGGAGCAAAACCUAGUAAAUAUCUAAAAGAUCAGCUGCUCGCUCUAGUGAAAGAGUUUCCAUAUGGCAUUGAAGGUGCUGAUAUGCUAACAAAAGAAGCAGCACAAAAUCAUUCAGUGGCUGAAGGGACAGAGAAUCAGUCUCAAAAAGAGGUUAAAAUUUGUAACAAGAAUUCUCAUUUGAAGGACCCAGUAAAUCAGACUAAACUUGCAGCGUUAAGAUCGGAUCAGGUUCAAGAACUGUCUCCUGGGCACAACCAGUCUCAAAAAGAGGUUAAAAUUUGUGACAAGAAUUCUCAUUUGAAGGACCCAGUAAAUCAGACUACAAUUGCAGCAUUAAGAUCUGAUCAGGUUCAAGAACUGUCUCCUGGGCACAACCAGUCUCAAAAAGAGGUUAAAAUUUGUGACAAGAAUUCUCAUUUGAAGGACCCAGUAAAUCAGACUAAAAUUGCAGCAUUAAGAUCUGAUCAGGUUCAAGAACUGUCUCCUGGGCACAACCAGUCUCAAAAAGAGGUUAAAAUUUGUGACAAGAAUUCUCAUUUGAAGGACCCAGUAAAUCAGACUAAAACUGCAGCAUUAAGAUCUGAUCAGGUUCAAGAACUGUCUCCUGGGCACAACCAGUCUCAAAAAGAGGUUAAAAUUUGUAACAAGAAUUCUCAUUUGAAGGACCCAGUAAAUCAGACUAAAAUUGCAGCAUUAAGAUCUGAUCAGGUUCAAGAACUGUCUCCUGGGCACAACCAGUGUCCCUCUAGUGACAGCAGGAGAGAAGUGAGUCAACAGUUAGAAAAGGCUUCAGCUGACAAGGACAGCCUUGAAGGCAGUGUCCAGCCUAGUCAGGAUCUAUGUGAGAAGGAAAAAGCCCCACAAGAAAUAUCUAACCCCAGUGAAAAAAGUGAAGAUUGCUCUUCAAUGGGUGGUGUAUCUGUAGCUUGUAAAACACCACAUUGUCCCUCUCAAUUAGAAACAUCUGGUUCAGAGAAAAAUGAUUGUCAGCUUUCAAAAGCUGAAAAUACCAACUCUGCAGAGACAGAAGAAAACAACCAUCAAUCUGAUACCUUGAAAAAGGAAGACUGUGCAGUGGGAGACCUGGCAAUAUCUGAAAAAAUCCCAGACAGUAUUAGCAAAAAUAAAGAUAUUUGCAAAUACACUUCUGAAAUGAACAAAAAACCUAAGCUGAAGGUGGAUAAUGAAUACAAACUGCCUACAACACAGCAGGAAAAAACUGGACGAGUUAAUUCUUUUGAAAACCAGGAUGCUGAUAAAUACAUAAGCAGCAGUUCGAAGGAACGCCUGCAAAUUGACAAAGGAACCCAAGUGUCAAGUAAAGAAAUUAAUUUUUUCAAAAAAGAGCACCAGACAGCCUCCCAAGAGUUACCAGCAAAAACUGAUCAUACAUAUGCAGACAACAUGGCAAAGUUGUCCAUAAAGAAGGAGAGAGUUUUCAAAACUGAGUCCCUUUCAAAAGAUACAACCAAACCAGGUUUGACCAUGAAAUCCAAAACAGACAUUCACCAAUCUGUGAAGUCAGAAACAGUUGAAAUUAAGCACUCUGAAGUCAAUCAAGGACAAAAAAUUAAAACUUGUGAAGAGAACUCGGCUGAAGAACAAAACUGUAAGGAACAAAAGGAGGUGCUUAGGCAAGAUGUAGGAAUUACUGUCAAAGAGCAAGUGAAAUUACCAGCAAAAAUAAAACAUACAAAAUUGAGUAGUUACCAAGCUGAUGCUGUAAAAUUCUCAGAUAGUGGCACUGUAGACUUCAAAUCAAGACACAUAAAAUAUUCUCAGCAUAAAUCUGUGAAAGUUCAUCCUUUGCAGGAGCAGCCAUUCAAACGGAAGAUGAAGGAAAAUAUGGCUGGGAAGAAAGAAUUUAAGAAAGCAAAGCUGGAAGAGGAAAGACUGAAACAAUCCGAAGGAAAGAGUUCUAAGCAGCUUGCACACAAUUGCUUGCUAAAUGCUGACAAAGCUAAAAAACUGAAUGGAGAAAAUGGUUGGAAACCAAGGAGUUCCUUAGCAGAUUGCUCUGUGCUUAAACUGCAGAGAAAAAGGGCUCGAUCUUCUAGCAUUUCUAAAAACUUCUUCUCUAGCAAAGAAAGACAUCUCGAUGGUCAAAACAAAGACAAGUGCUCUGAGAAAAUGUUUCCUGAUAAAAAUCUUCUAUACCUAAACAGAAGAAAUAACAGACUAAAGCUGCAUCUUCAAAAGGAACCCAAGAAACACUACCUGAACAGGGUGGCAUUUAAACGUACAGCACAGGAGCGCAUCUCUCUGACAAAAUUAGAGACAUCACCUGUCAGAUCCGUCUGGCAUAGAACCACCAAAGUGUCACAAAGCAGCAACUCAAAAAAAGAUGUGUCUGUCUCGACAGUUGAGAAACCAUGCAAACAGGAAGUCCUUGAGUUCAAGCUGUGUCCAGAGAUACUGUUCAGAAAUCCAGCCCCUGGUGAAGAAAGCUUAGCUGCAAAGAAUUCUCCAGAAAGAGAUAAAGUCAUUGUAGAAGGUGUCAAGAGUAAAAAAGAAGAUUGGUUAAAAUGUGAACCAGUGAAGCAAAAGAAACUGGAAGAGGUCUCUACAGCUGAGGACAGUAUUCCCCUUGAUACAGCUAUACAGAUCCUGGAAGGAGAUGGAGAGACUCUUCACAUUCCUGUCAAAGACUCAAAAGAGAUGUUUCAGACCUACAGGAAAAUGUAUCUGGAAAAAAAGAUGCAAAAGUCUUGAUAGCACUCCCGUAUCAAAGGUCUUACUGUCACUGAGAAAAAAAUGCCAACACUAAGAUGAUUUUUUUUCUGUUUACUUCAUGUUGCUGAAUAAUUGUAAAAGCCCACAGUUUUCUGGUGGGUAUUGAAAAUUUCCUUCCCUAAUCCCUCAUAUUUGUGAAUAAUUACCAUCUUAUUCUGUAUUUAUUGUCCAAAUAUUCUUUGGUGCUGUAAAUGGUGAUUUAAACAUAUUGUUUCUUUUAGCAUUUUUGAUUCUAUUUUUUUUUUUUUUAAGAUAGAGUAGCUCAUUGAGUCUUGACCAAAAAAAUAACAAACUCAUUUAAACUGUCAUAGCCUGUUUUGUUUCCUGAUUCUCAAAAACUUCUGAUUAUACUUUCCAUUGCCGGCAGUGGAAAAAUAUUUCUGCUGCAAAGGGACUGCAGUGGAUUCCCAAGCAUUACACUUCUGUUUCCCACUUACAGCAGCCUGAUGGUUUUGCUUCUUAACAAGGCUUUCUGUUUUUGUAGAAACUUUUUUUCCUAAACUGGGAAUAGAAAAAUAAAUAUAAACCCCUCAAUGCAAGCAUACAGAUCAGGGGCAUUUUUGAAGUAUUUAUGCUGCUACCCAGUGUCGUUACAUUUGUUUUUGUGGAGCUUGUACGGACUGAACUCUAAGUUCUUAGUUUGAGCACAGUGCUGCAGACUGUUAGUUUACUGAAGACUUCCCUUGCUUUUCUUUCUCUCUUCCUUUGCACUUCUGUUGUUGAAGUGCCCCAAGUUCGAAUUCAGUCUUGUCUGGAUUAUGUUGUUGAGUUCAGCUAGACUGUAAUUAAUUUCUUUGUUUAUAAAGUGUUAGAUAAUGUUUGCUUACACAUUCACUGUGACAUAACAGUUGUAUUUGUCAUUGGUUAUCUUUUGUUUAAGUGCCUUUUCACUGUUACUCAGAAUUUAAAAUCAAAUCGUAUUUUUACAGAGAUUUGGUAUUUGAUUCUUUCUAUCUUAUUAAGCCUUUAUGCUGAACAAAAAACCUGUAGAUACGUUACUGAACAAUUUUUAUACUUGAAAUAAACUUUUGAGGACUA
This is a messenger RNA of Taeniopygia guttata (zebra finch), 7578 nucleotides long. It is a transcript of the gene RESF1, whose product is annotated as retroelement silencing factor 1. The record is from RefSeq and is a predicted model, not a curated record. NCBI's taxonomy places the organism in Eukaryota, Metazoa, Chordata, Aves, Passeriformes, Estrildidae. Gene Ontology annotation, cellular component: nucleus. Gene Ontology annotation, molecular function: histone methyltransferase binding.